Molecule: messenger RNA, 1779 nt
Organism: Loa loa (African eye worm)
Lineage: Eukaryota; Metazoa; Nematoda; Chromadorea; Rhabditida; Onchocercidae
Exons: 12
Coding region: 33-1478 (481 amino acids)
Biological process (GO): mitochondrial fusion
Source: RefSeq, a predicted model, not a curated record
UGAUUCACAUAAAUUAUUGGAAAGUUCAUAGCAUGCACCUCUCCCAGUUACGGAUAUCCAGUAGUUAUUUUACAUUUCGGAGGGCGACAGUAAUUGCCGGCCUUGGAAUAGGCGUUGGUGCUGCAGUAAUCGGUUAUUUUUAUGUAAAAGGGUUUUGGAGAAGUCUUCGUAGGAGUGAUUCUGAAGAAUAUAACGAUGCCACUGAAAACCUUCCAAAUGGUCUUGUUGUUCCUCAAAUACGAAUUGGUAGAACUAGAGGUGCACCAUCAGUUGGAUCGUUACAACGAAAUUCAUCCAGGUCAGGAAAUAUACCACCUGCUGAAUCGGAUCUAAUAUGCAGCUUACAGUCGGUGCAGGAGAUAUUACAGCGGGUGGAACGAGCAGCUACUGCAUUAGAUUUGAUAAAAAAUCGUUCAGAAAAAGAUUGUAAACGAGCGGACUUACUUUCUUCUGUAGUAGACAGGUUACGAAUUUUGGAAACAGACAUUAUAAGACUAGUACAAGAAGGCGGUUAUGAAAAAGAAAUUCUACCCAGCGAUGAAACAUUUUGGUCAACGGGAGGAUCGCAACGUGCAGGCACUUUAUCAGUUCUUUCUGAUGAUUCCUUUUGGUCAACCUAUGAAGAACUUCCUCUAAGUAUAGAUGAUGCUGAUGUUUUGAUGCGUGAACCACUGAACUUGGAUAGAGACGUAUUGCAUUUCUAUCAGGAGGGUGUAGCAGCUGUGAAGACUGGCGAAGUGAACUAUAGAAAAUUAAGAACAGAAUUUUGUUGCUGUGAGGACGAUGAUGAUUUCAAAGCCAAAGUCUGGUGCAUACGACAAGCUUUCACUGAAAUUUUAUCAGAUGAGCAUAAUCGUGUAUGGUUGUCUCAAGCGGGGCGUCAAUUGAUUGCAGACUUAUUGCGACACGCCAGCAAAGACCCUAGUCCGUUUUACUUAGCUUAUGACGCUAUGAUGGAAUAUUUGAAUGAAACUCAGCAUAUGGAUAUUGUUGAUAGAGAAUUAAAACAAAGAGGAGUACCAGAAUUGGGAUUCUGGGACGUCGUUCUAGACUAUAUUUUGAUUGACGCAUUCGAAGAUCUUUCGCGACCGCCAUCUGCUGUUCUAGCUGUAACAAGAAAUGUGUUUUUAAGUCAGGCAAUGAAGGAAUCAACAUUAAUAACCGUAAUUUGGUCUAUGCUGAAAGCUAAACGAGCAAGACUUACGGUUGCUCGUGGAUUUAUAUCACAUUUCUACGAUAUAUCGGAAGCAGCUUCCCCAUCCAUUACCUUAGGCUUCUUGGGAACCGAUGAGCACUUACGCGAGUUAUACUACUAUUUCAAAGAACAAAUCUGCUCGUUUAUUGUCGAUAUAUUUAACGUGAAGAAAGUGAGGUACACAUCGCUUAAAGAUCUAGCUGAGGAUAUACGAUUGAUUCUCGAAACACGUCUUGAAAUGAUUCAGACUAGAUUGAGCACUGAAUUACUUCCUCCAUCAUGACGUUUCUUGUUUAUUUUCUUUGUGACUUGUUUUUGCAACUCCAUGCUCUGAUGUUAUUCCAGAUGUACUAAUGCGACUGCUUAGAAAUACUAACGUAAAUAAUAAUAAACCAGACGAUAUGUCCUGUGUAAAUACGGCAAUGAAAUAUUUCGCCGGUUGAAAAUUGUGAAACCAUAACAAUGAUACUUAUAGGUGUUGUUCUUACAAGUGUUGUUCUUGAAUUUGAGUCAUUAGAAGUAUUCCUUGGAUGGACAGAUUUACACUGAACUUAGCGAUUAACUGCCAUUUGAGCACAUAACUU